Molecule: messenger RNA, 717 nt
Organism: Vicia villosa (hairy vetch)
Lineage: Eukaryota; Viridiplantae; Streptophyta; Magnoliopsida; Fabales; Fabaceae
Product: ethylene-responsive transcription factor CRF4-like
Exons: 1
Coding region: 1-717 (238 amino acids)
Biological process (GO): regulation of DNA-templated transcription
Molecular function (GO): DNA binding; DNA-binding transcription factor activity
Source: RefSeq, a predicted model, not a curated record
AUGGAGGAAGAAAAAUUCAUUGAGCUCAAAACUGUUACCACAAAGUUUGUGAAUUCUUCUCCUACACCAAAAAUUGUUAGAAUCUCAUAUACUGAUGAAUAUGCAACAGAUUCUUCAUCUGAAGAAGAACAACAAGAACAUAGCUUUGUUCAACGUGUAACAACAAAGAAAAUGGUGAAAGAGAUUAGAUUCCAAACAUGUUCCACUCAAUCCAACAAGAGAGUCAGUAUGAAGAAACAUGAAGAUGGAGAAAACUACAAUGUGGAUGGUGAAUGUGGUUUGAAACAAGUUCAUCAAAAGUUCCGUGGUGUCCGAAGGCGGCAAUGGGGGAGAUGGGCGGCGGAGAUUCGCGAUCCUCGGCUCGGAAGGAGAAGAUGGUUAGGAACUUAUGAUACGGCUGAAGAAGCUGCUUUGGUUUAUGAUAGAGCUGCAAUUGAGUAUAGAGGUGCUGAUGCUGUUACAAAUAUUAUGGAACCGCCGAAAAAACAUCAUCAACAACAACAAAAGAAAACAUCGAAUAAUGUACGUGACCAAAAUGUUAACGUCAAUGUUCUUGGUGAUUACGAUUCUGUUGAUAAGGAUUGUAAUAAUGGUAGUUCAUCUUCUUCAUCUGUUACUGAAAUUUGGAGCGAAAGAAUAAGUGUGCAAGAAUGGAUUAGAGAGUUAACUGGAGAAGAAUACUUAGAUGAGUCCUUUUGGUUCUCUUUGUUCCUAUGA